AGAAAAAUUCACGCGACCACGGAGAGAGAGAAAUGCUAAUUUUAAAUAUGAAGCAGGCAUCAGGUCAGGAUCAAACCCACGACCUCCUGUAUACCGGGCGAGAGAGAUAACAUCUUGCACCAAAUUGCUAUUCACACUCGACCCACGAAUGAGAUGAGCAAACGCAGCUGAGCCUGGCCGAUUUACAUUAACAAAAUUAUUUUUUUUAAUGCCAAGGUUUGUACAGUUGCCGUGUUCGCCCUGAAGCUGCUGUUUGCGCACCAAGAACAUGGGUUCACAUGCCAGCCAGCGACUCAUGAUGUCUGUGACGACAAUGCAAAUAUUUUAAGUAUUUUACUUCCUUUUUCACUGUCGCUAUAAGAGAGAGGUCCUGGUCCAGCGUCUCUCUGAGUCACACAGCGAGCGAUCCCAGCGAAGCCCAUGAGUCAUGGCGACCGCGACUCCCAGUGAGAGUGUGGAUAGUGAGCUGCGCUGCUCCAUCUGUCUGGACACGUUCGUCUGCCCCUCCACGCUGAGCUGCGGCCACUCGUUCUGCCUGCGGUGCCUGGAGGCCGCCUGGGAGACGGGGAGCAGCUUCAGCUGCCCGCAGUGCCGAGCGACCUUCCCUGUGCGACCCCAGCUGAGGAGAAACGUGGCCCUGGCCAACCUGGCGGAGCAGCUCAGAGUUAGAUUUGGGAUGGCCACGGCCGUCUUUUGUGACAACUGCGGUGAUGGCCACACUCCUGCAGUGAAGACCUGCCUGAGAUGCGAGAUGUCCUACUGUUUUUCUCACUUUAGGCCUCACCUGAAGAAUCCCAGGUUGAGAGACCACGCUGUGGUGGAUCCCAAUGCGAUAUUGGAUGAGAGAAGAUGCCCUAAUCACAAAAGGGAGCUGGAAUUCUACUGCACAAUUGACAACAGCCUGGUCUGCUCUACCUGCAUUAUCGCAGAUGAACACACAGGACACAAGAUCCUAACGGUGAAGGACGAGCACGAGGCAAGGAAGACGCGCGCAGGGAAGGAGAUGCGAACGGUGGAGGAGAAGAGGAAGAAGGCGGAGGAGUCCGUGAAGCGGAUGGAGGCCGCUCGCAAGGAGGCGCAGGAAUCAGUGGCCGAGAUCAGGGAUCGCAUCACGGGCAAGUUCGCCCACCUAAGGAAGGCUCUGGACGAGGACGAGAGGGAGGCUCUAUGUCGCGUAGCCGUGAAGGAGCGCGAGCUGCUGUCCCGGAUCGAGGAGGACAUCGCUCGUCACAAGCGGGAGAUUGGCGAGCUCAAAGCGGCGGCCGCUCACCUGCGCGCUCUGCAGCACGAGAUGAACUCGCUCGCCUUCCUGCAGGGGCACUUGGAGGUGACACGAAGAAGAGAGAUCCCAAAGGAAUCUGCACCCCCACCUCCCACUUCACUGGACGUCACCACGAUCCGUUGCCUUGAAAGGGUUAUGCGCAGACUCCUGCCUCUCGUCUGUGGACGCUCACCGACUCUGGACACAAACUCAGCCCACAACCGCCUCCAGAUUUCCUCGGAUCUCAGGACGGUGAUGGUGAGCGGUGUCCCCCAGAGUCGCCCCCAUCACCCACACCGCUUUGAUGUCUGGGGACAAGCCCUGUGCUCUGAGAGCUUCUCGUCGGGUCAGCACUACUGGGAGGUGGACGUGGGGAGCGUGGAGUUGUGUCGGGUUGGAGUCGCGUACGGCACGAUCCCACGGAGAGGGAGUGGUGAUGAGUGCCUCCUGGGAGGGAAUGACGUCUCCUGGUGUCUGCAGAAACUUGGCGACAGCUUCUCAGUGCAUCAUGGCGGGGUAGUGACGUCACUGUCGGUGCGGCAGCCUCCGCGGAGAGUCGGGGUUCAUCUGGACUGGGACGCGGGGCUGCUGUCGUUUUACAGCGCAGACUCCAUGGCGCCGUUGCACUCGUUUCACCAAACCUUUGCUCAGCCCCUACAUCCUGGGCUUUUGGUUGGGUGGGGUAAAUUUGGUGACUCCGUGAGGAUUGUGGAUCUGAGUGGUGCGUCCUGAGAGCGGUGAACGUGAACAGCAUAGAGGGCAGACACCACGACGCACGGUGCUCGUCAGCCUCAUCACCAUCACGCACAGUGCCACGCCUGUGACUGGCUGGUGGCUGUCGGUGGCGAGGGGCUGUGUGGCUUUCCAUCACAAUGGGGGGCUGAGCGUAAACAAUCCUCGCAACUUUUCUAAGGGGUUGGUAAAAUAAGUACUGCUCUGUGUUUGAAGCCAAAGUGGAUAUAUUCACCCUGUCAGAGGAGUGUAGCUGUAGUGUAGGGGUAUCAGUGAUUAGCAUUGGUGAACUGGGAUGUUGUGGGGGCUACCGUCCCCCGCCAUCACCGAAUUGUCGGGGCCGCUGUCCCCCGACUCCCCCAUUACAUUCAUACUCCUACCCCCUGGCAGUUCUGUAGGGUUCGGGUUACCGACCCCCGACUCCUCGCCCCCCUGUACCCCUGACUGUGUUGUCAACCGCGUAGGCAUGGCUCAAUUAGUGGGCUUGGACGCUUUACGCUUGCGGCGCGCUAUGCGGGUUCAAUGGCGGCGUGCUGCGAUGAGCGUGUUCGUGAAGCAGGACUCCGUCCCGCGCGUGAACAAAUGGGCACGGCAUACCGAUGCGUGACUCCCGUACGCAAACAAAUGGGUACGGUGCGCCGAUGCGUGAUUCCCUCACACACACGCUCUACGCACCCAGGCAAUAGCAAACCCGACGCCGCUACCUGCCCAGCCCCGUACACCAAUCACACUCGAGAGAGUUGGGGUCGGGGGUGAGAGGGCAGGGGCGUUUGCCGUGCGCGCGCCGCUGAUUGGAGGGAGCCACUCCGCUCCAAUUUAAAGGGCCGUUUAAACAGCCGUGCAUAUACGCGCACACCAGGCGCUUAGCUCUCUGCUUCGCUACAAACAACCGCGCGUGCACGCGACCGCAAGACCCUCCCCGUAAACAGUCGCACGGAUACGCAAACGCCAAGCACUCCCGUAAACAGCCGCGUAGGCAUGCGCACACUAAGUACUCCGCCUCGUUGUAAACAACCGUGCGUGCACGCGAUCACCAGACGCUACACUCCCUUAUUCGCCGCAAACAGCCGCGUAUGCGCGUGAGCACAAAACACUCCGCCUCCCUCUUCAUACUCACAGCGACCAUGACACAGUUUUAUCCUCUAUUAGCGGUUUUAUUCCCCCCGAAUAUCCCGCAUAACUGUGUGUGUCUGUGUGAGUCAGCAGGCCCUCCUAGCUUAUCCUUCGGGAAUCCUAGGCUCAAUUUAUCCUGCCUAUCGCUCCACUUUCUACCCUCGAUUAAAUAGCCCCACACUCACCUCUCUCUCUUACUCACGCUUACUUCCACUCUGAUGCGCUGGAAGUUGUAGAAGGGCGAUGCUGUGGGUCGUCUCCGUAGAAGGUCGUGCCUGGCUGCGCUGAAACUUGUCACAUGGACGAUCCGAACGGCCGGCUCCGAUUCUCUGUGGACUUCGAUGACUGGGAGAACUCAGUCUUUACCGUCUCAAUCAUGCACUUGCUCGCCUGUGCCCUUUUGACCAAUCGGAGGUUGAGAUAUUUCUGUCCCUUUGACAUUUGGGAUCCGUAAUCUCAUCUAUAACAAAAGUCAUUCAGUUGCUUCCGCACUCAUGCCACCCUGUCUAUUCAGAUGUCGGAAUGUUCCUGUCCCGUUGUUAUUUGGAUCCGUAAUCUCACCUAUAACAAAAGGCAUUCAGUUCCUAAUGCUAUCUAUAACAGCAGGCAUUUAUUUCCGUACGCCCCUUGGCCUCCUGCCCAAUCGGAGGCCCGGAUUUUCCCGCCUUCUCCGGUACUUUGAUCAUGCUCUGGUGACGUCACCGUUGUGGUUUCUCGGACGUCCGCUCUCCGUUCUUCCCGCUAUCGGCCCACUGACUCGUGUUUGUGCGUGUGCGGUUUUCACUCGCGGUGGCUCAACAGCCUCCGCUGUGACCACGUAACUUUAAUGUCAGGUCACGGUGCCGCGGUGUAUGUCAACCUCGGGGGUAGAUCGCCCAAUUUCCCAGCCGCAGGAAACCAUGAAGCUUGAUCCCAUUAGGGGCUUCUGGAUAAAAACCUGUCGGCCAGGUGACCUUCCCUCCCGGUUCUACGUGGGG
Petromyzon marinus (sea lamprey) is the source of this 4083-nucleotide messenger RNA. RefSeq names its product E3 ubiquitin-protein ligase TRIM11-like. The record is from RefSeq and is a predicted model, not a curated record. Lineage: Eukaryota; Metazoa; Chordata; Hyperoartia; Petromyzontiformes; Petromyzontidae. Gene Ontology annotation, molecular function: zinc ion binding; protein binding.